Boleophthalmus pectinirostris (great blue-spotted mudskipper) is the source of this 1888-nucleotide messenger RNA. It is a transcript of the gene wdr76, whose product is annotated as WD repeat domain 76. The record is from RefSeq and is a predicted model, not a curated record. Gene Ontology annotation, biological process: regulation of DNA damage checkpoint. The transcript is spliced from 14 exons. Lineage: Eukaryota; Metazoa; Chordata; Actinopteri; Gobiiformes; Gobiidae. Gene Ontology annotation, molecular function: protein binding; DNA binding. Gene Ontology annotation, cellular component: nucleus. The coding region runs from base 140 to 1750 and encodes 536 amino acids.
GUCAGGGCGGGAGUUGUGAGUUACCAAAGCACCUCGCGGCGGAGUGUUGGGCUCAUUUUCGCAGUGUUUGUGUUCACGCAGUUUAUUUGUGCGACACAUCAGCUUAUAUAGGCACAAACCUUCACAAGAGUAGGACGAAAUGCCCACCAAACGCAGCAAACGAGAGGUUGCCAAGGACCUGACCCCAGAGAACCCGAUGAGACGGUCAUCUCGACAAACCCUGGUUCCCAAACGUCUUGAAUACUCCCCGGAAGAAGAGAAGCCAGUCGAGACUCCCCGAAAGAAAAGGAGAUUCGAUUUAGAUGGUGAAAAAACGCAAAAGCCCAUCAAAUCUGAAGAACAAACGAAUGGGGGACUAUCACCUUAUGAACUAGAGCGUCUCGAAAACAUCAAGAAGAACCAAGAGUUUCUGUCUUCUCUGAACAUUUUUGAGGUUUCAGAGGAAUUAAAACAGUCUGUACGAUCCAAACCCACGCAAAAGGGUCUAAAGAGGUCACAGACUGUUACACGUGAAGUGCUACCACCUCGUAGGUCCAAACGACUCCAGAAUAUAGAGGCUGUCCAAGUUGAAUUGCCGAAAAUUAUAAAUGAACAUUUGGAUGACUCUCGGCCCCACAAAAAAGCAGCUGGUCCUCUUCCUAUGCUCCCAGUCAACGUGAGUGAAAACAAACUCCCUGAGGAACUCUUGGAGAUUUGGACUGAGGAGAGAUCACCAAAAGAAAAGAAUAAAAGAAUGGACCUUAAACAGUACCGCUCAUCACUUUUGGACAUGAAGAUAACAGAGGACAGUGUGGCGAAAGUGGUUAAGGAUCGCGUCUUCUCAGUUGCCUUUCACCCACACUGUAGCAGUGUGUUAAUGGCAGCAGGGGACAAAUGGGGGAGAGUUGGACUUUGGAGCUUGUCUAGUGCGUGGGGUGACGAUGGAGUUCUCCUGUUUGAAACACACACUCGUCCAGUCACUUGUAUGGCAUUCUCCCCGGGAAAUCCCACAGACUUUUUAAGUACCAGCUACGAUGGGUCAAUGAGACAUAUGGACGUUGAGAAGGCUGUAUUUGAUGAUGUAUAUGAUAUUGAUGAUGGACUCAAGACAUUUGACUUCCUGUCAAAUGAUGGCAUGAACCUUGUAGUUGGGACCUGGUAUGGAGACAUUACAGUUGUUGAUAGGCGAACUCCGGGAAACUCUCAUGAGUCGCUCCACACACUGGACACCAAGACUGUGCGCUGUGUCAGUGUGCAUCCAUUACAGAAGCAGUACUUUGCUGUGGCAGAGAGCCAGUUUGUAAGUAUAUAUGAUACUCGAUUUCUGAAGAAGUCUAAAUCCGUACCAGUUUGCCAGCUAGUGGGCCACUCCAAAAGCAUAUCCAGUGCUUAUUUCUCUCCUGAUUCUGGUAAUCGCAUUCUCACCACUUGUAUGGAUGACCGUAUAAGGAUAUAUGACACAUCUGUCAUUACUAAGGCACCUUUACUCAAAACCAUUAGACAUGACAUGCAAACAGGCCGGUGGCUUACAAAGCUGUCUGCUGUGUGGGACCCUAAGCAGGAGGACUGCUUUGCAGUGGGAUGUCUGUCCAGGCAGCGAUGUGUGCAAGUGUAUCAUGAGAGCGGCCAGCUCCUGCACACCUUCUCAGACGAGGAGAAUCUGAGCACUGUGCAGUCAGUAGUGGCCUUCCAUCCCACCAGAAGUGUGCUGAUGGGGGGCAAUGCCUCCGGCCGACUGCAUGUGUUCACUGGACAGAUGGAGACUUUAUGAAUAUUAACACUCCAUGCACUUCUGUUUGUUUACAAAGUUAAUAGACUUUUUUUGUUUUCUUUGGCAAAUAAAAUUCUAAGGUGCUGUCAUAUUUACCUUUUUUAUUUGUUGUAACUGAAUUAAAUGAUUUUAUUCAGA